Molecule: messenger RNA, 636 nt
Organism: Dichotomopilus funicola
Lineage: Eukaryota; Fungi; Ascomycota; Sordariomycetes; Sordariales; Chaetomiaceae
Product: AhpD-like protein
Exons: 2
Coding region: 1-636 (211 amino acids)
Source: RefSeq, a predicted model, not a curated record
AUGGCCUCCUGGAACAGUCAAGAGACAACAAACGAGCACUUGCUCCCAUACCUCGAUGCCGAGACCGCUCCGCCGGAAGUCAAGGCCGGCAUGCGAGCGUUGCCGGUAGAGCGCAACAUCUUCAAGAUUCUGGGCCACUCCACCGUCAACUUCCCGCCCUUCAUGAAGCUCCUGACAAGCCAGUGGCACGCAAACCGCACGCUGCGCUCGUCAGACUGGCAGACAGCUGUACUGCGGACCGCAGCGAUCCUGGACGCACCCUAUGAGUGGGAAGUGAACGAGCCGGUGGCGCGCAUCUUCGACUUUAGCGACGAGCAGCUUGCCGCUUUGAAGAAUCCGCAUAUGGAGUUGCCCGAAGCCCUGUUCUCUCUGCGUCGCCGCCUCAUUGCACGCGCAAUCGAAGAGCUCAGCGGUGCUGAGAACCGCAUCACGCCGGAGACGCUAGAGCGGGUAAAGGGGGUACUUAACACGGAGGAGAUUCUCGAACUUCUGUAUAUGCAUGGCGUUUAUUCAUUUCUCGCCCGGGUCAUGAAGACUGUGAAUAUCGACUCAGACGGCCCUAUUCCGGGGUUGGAGGGUUCGCUGAGAAAGUACAACGCUACAGCGAUCGAAAAGGAGAGGCGGUGCAAGGAUUGA